Lactuca sativa (garden lettuce) is the source of this 849-nucleotide messenger RNA. The record is from RefSeq and is a predicted model, not a curated record. Lineage: Eukaryota; Viridiplantae; Streptophyta; Magnoliopsida; Asterales; Asteraceae.
AUGGCUCGUUAUGGACGCGUGUACAAGGAUGCUGAUGAGAAAGAACAACGUUCAAAGAUUUUUCAAGAGAAUGUUCAGUACAUAGAGUCAUCCAACAGUGUCAUGAACAAAGCUUACAAACUAGCAGUCAAUGAAUUUGCAGACCUUAUAAACCAAGAGUUCACGAGCACAAGGAACCGAUUCAAGGCACACGAAUGUUCCCCAUCGACCUCUGCUUUCAGGUAUGAAAAUGUGACAGCAAUUCCAUCAUCAAUGGACUGGAGAAAGAAAGGAGCAGUAACACCUGUUAAAGACCAAGGCCAAUGUGCUAUGGAAGGAAUAACCCAACUGAAAACAGGUAAAUUGGUGUCUCUAUCCGAACAAGAGCUCGUGGACUGCGGGAUCAAGAAAGGAGCUUUAAACAGGACUUAUGAUGAUUUAUUCUGUCUUGAAAUCCUUAGGAGGUUACUUCAAGUAAGCCCAGAUGAAAUCUUGAUACAAUCAACUGAGGUAAUUGGUCAACGAAUAAAGAAGGAGCCUCUUCUUAAUUCAUUUACUAAGUUAAUUAGUUUGCUUUCAUCAAGUGUCAAAGCAGAUUCUACUGCUGUAGCAAUAACAACAACUGAUCUUGUGAGCAAGAGUGUAGCAGUUGUAGAUAGGGAUACUAGCACCAAUGCUACCAUUAUUGCUUUGGCUAGUGGUUUAUCUGAAUCAAAUGUAAUGCAAGGGCUUGCCAAAUCAAUAGCAUGGGAUGGAGAAGGAGCAACAAGUCUAAUAGAGAAAGAACAACACAUGGAUGACCCUUCAGCUCGGCAAUAUAGAUACUAUGAGCAAGUUCAUAGAUUGAGAGUCCUUAAGUGGUGUUAUUAA